Panicum virgatum (switchgrass) is the source of this 1795-nucleotide messenger RNA. Its product is annotated as beta-galactosidase 6-like. NCBI's taxonomy places the organism in Eukaryota, Viridiplantae, Streptophyta, Magnoliopsida, Poales, Poaceae. The coding region runs from base 236 to 1513 and encodes 425 amino acids. Gene Ontology annotation, cellular component: vacuole; cell wall. Gene Ontology annotation, biological process: carbohydrate metabolic process. Gene Ontology annotation, molecular function: beta-galactosidase activity; carbohydrate binding. The transcript has 8 exons. The record is from RefSeq and is a predicted model, not a curated record.
UAGAGGGCUGAAGCAUUGGACGUUUUGCACACACCAGUGCAAGCAUGAGGCUGCAAGAUCUGGUUUCGCUGUCAGGGUAGGAUUGACUGUAUAAUGAACAGUUGAACAUUGACUGUAUAAUGAACAGUUGAACCAAUUUUUCCCCCCUAACUGUAUAUAGCUAGAAAGAUCAGGUUCGUUGGUGUUGACGCAUGGCUAUAAUUUCCAGAUCAAUUCUCAAGUGACAAGUUCAGAAAUGAGGUACUUGGAGUCGAGCACUGUAGCAUCAGAUGGAUCUUUCACCACGCCAGAACUUGCAGUAUCUGGCUGGAGCUAUGCCAUAGAACCUGUCGGUAUCACAAAGGAUAAUGCAUUGACAAAAGUUGGACUGAUGGAGCAGAUAAACACCACAGCAGAUGCCAGUGACUUCCUCUGGUACUCAACAAGCAUUACUGUUAAAGGUGAUGAACCUUAUCUAAAUGGCAGCCAAUCCAAUCUGCUUGUAAGCUCACUUGGGCAUGUUCUUCAGGUCUACGUCAAUGGUAAAAUAGCAGGAAGCGCUCAAGGUAGUGCUAGCAGCUCACUCAUCUCCUGGCAGAAACCAAUUACACUAGUACCUGGAAAGAACAAAAUAGAUCUUCUGAGUGCAACAGUUGGGCUGUCGAAUUAUGGUGCAUUCUUUGACCUGGUAGGUGCCGGAAUUACUGGGCCAGUAAAGCUGAGUGGACCAAACGGCGCACUCGAUCUGUCUUCAGCACAAUGGACAUACCAGAUUGGACUCAGAGAAGAUUUGCACCUGUAUGAUCCUUCAGAGGCCUCACCAGAAUGGGUCUCAUCCAAUGCUUAUCCAAUCAAUCAACCACUGAUUUGGUACAAGACAAAAUUCACAGCCCCUGCAGGUGAUGAUCCUGUUGCCAUUGACUUCACGGGAUUGGGGAAAGGCGAAGCCUGGGUGAAUGGCCAGAGCAUUGGUCGAUACUGGCCAACAAAUAUAGCUCCACAGAGCGGCUGUGUUAACUCAUGCAACUAUAGAGGAUCCUACACUUCGAGCAAAUGCCUCAAGAAGUGUGGGCAGCCAUCACAGACUUUGUACCACGUUCCCCGAUUGUUUCUCCAACCAGGCAGCAAUGACAUAGUCCUUUUCGAGCAGUUCGGUGGUGACCCAAGCAAGAUAUCCUUUGUGACAAGGCAGACAGGAAGUGUAUGCGCACAAGUGUCAGAAGCGCAUCCAGCCCAAAUUGAUAGCUGGAUUUCUUCUCAACAGAAGAUGCAGAGAUCUGGACCUGCACUUCGCCUGGAAUGCCCGAAAGAAGGUCAGGUCAUCAGCAGCAUCAAGUUUGCAAGCUUCGGGACACCAAGCGGCACAUGUGGGAGUUACAGCCAUGGCGAAUGCAGCAGCACUCAGGCUCUCUCAGUUGUUCAGGAGGCCUGUAUUGGGGUGAGCAGCUGCAGUGUUCCAGUGUCAUCAAAUUACUUUGGAAAUCCAUGCACAGGGGUCACAAAAAGCCUUGCGGUUGAAGCUGCAUGUUCAUGACAUGUCUGAUAAAUAUUUGUUUGUAGGAAGCAAAAUCAAUUGGAGAAGGUGAAACCUUCUCUGUGUAGGCAAGCAGGCAAAAAGGAAUAAAUGUUCCCAUGCUGGUCAAAAGGAAUAAAUAUUCCCUACAUUGCUACAUCCAAGCUAUUAGAUAGAACGCUUAGAAAGGGGGUUACUCUUGUUAAGAUGAUGAAUUCAUCCAUGACAAUGAAGGUGAUCUUUUUGUAAUCCUUGUUAAAAAAAGAACUUUUUAUUUCAAUCAAAUUUAAUUACACUUCGGGG